Hipposideros armiger (great roundleaf bat) is the source of this 565-nucleotide messenger RNA. It is a transcript of the gene EFCAB10, whose product is annotated as EF-hand calcium binding domain 10. The record is from RefSeq and is a predicted model, not a curated record. Lineage: Eukaryota; Metazoa; Chordata; Mammalia; Chiroptera; Hipposideridae. The transcript is spliced from 4 exons. Gene Ontology annotation, molecular function: calcium ion binding. Bases 24 to 422 code for a protein of 132 amino acids.
UAGCAACGGCCUGACGCAAAGCGAUGGAGGCCAGCGGCAGCAGGGAGCGUGAGGCCAGGAAUUACUUGGAAAAACAUAGGAUUAUGGAGUUGCUGAGCUAUCUCAUCAGCAACCUGCUCUUUUUCCGGCCAGAUAAACCAAGAGAGUAUUUAUUAUCUCUAUUGGAACGACUGAGAAUUGCCAAAAUAACAGGCGUGGCUUUUCCUUUCUUCAUGGACCACUCUAACAUUGUGGCAAUGUUUGAGAUGAUGGACUCCUCGAAUAAAGGCACCAUAUCAUUUGUGCAAUAUAAAAAAGCCCUAAAUACACUGGGUCUGUGUACUGCAGAUGAAGUUUUAAAAGAUGAUGGACAUGGAAUAACUUUGGAUAAAUUCAAGCAGGAAGUAGACAAGAGGACUAAGGCAAUAUGGUCAGCAUUUUAAUAACACCGUAAGUCCAAGAUAAUAAAUGAUUCUAUAAAUUUUUCAGUUGUCCAGUUUCAUUAAUUUGGAACUUCAACAUAUAACUUAAUCCAGUUGGCUUCCUCUUUCUCCAAAAAAAAAAACACAACCCAAAAUGAAAAAAA